AUGUUAAAUGUAAAUGGAGAAAAAAGAAGACCUUUAGGAGAAGUAGAAAAUCUUCCUGUUAAAAUUGGAGAAUACUCUCUAUCAAUUAAUGUAGUAGUUGCUGAUACAGAUAUUUAUUCUGUAAUAGUUGGAAAUGACUGGCUUUCCAAAGCUAAGGCAAAAAUUAAUUGGGAAAAGUCAGUAAUGAAAAUCAAAAAUAAAGACAUAAAAAUCCAAGUUCCUAUUGACUUUAGACAUAUAACUGGUAUUCCAAGAGUAAAACAUAUCCCAAAAGAAAUACAAAAUAAAGAAAGCUCUGAUAAAAGUGAUUAUGAAAGUUCAA
This is a messenger RNA of Dentiscutata heterogama, 322 nucleotides long. The record is from the annotation of a GenBank genome assembly. NCBI's taxonomy places the organism in Eukaryota, Fungi, Glomeromycota, Glomeromycetes, Diversisporales, Gigasporaceae.